AUGACGUUAAUAAAUUUAAAUAAAAUUACUAGGAACGCAUUUAAAAGUCAAAUUAAUGCAUUAAAAAAUAAAAAUAUACCAAAUAGUGACUUAAAAUAUAUUGCAAGAAGAAAAUAUAGUACAAUUCAAAGAGUUAAUUUAUGUGUAGAAAAAGAAAAAAGUUCAUUUUUUAUGAAUAAUAGAAAUGUUAGUAGUAGCAGAAUUUGCUUAAAUAAAAAUAAUGAUUUUUUUGAAGGAGAACAUUUAAAUAGAAAAUUAGGUGGAUAUGGCUAUCCAAUGAUGUUUAUUGUUACAUAUGACAAGCCAAGUUGGCAACCUUUUUGGGAAAAUGAUUGUGAAGUUAUACCGAGAGAUGAGUUUGGAGUACCUGCUAGUUUACCACCAGAAGUAUCAACAAAAAUUAAACAUACCUAUUACGUCCCGCCUCAAUUUUAUACAUUUUUAAAAAAACUAGGAGAUGAUACAGAAGAAUUAAAACCAUAUAUGACAAAAUUAAUCAAAGGAGAAUUUACAUAUGAUGAUUACCAAGAAAUGUUUUAUAAAUUUGCAAAACCCUUAAAAAUUUAUAGAAAAAAAAUUCCAGUCCCUUAUAGGACAGCUGAAGAAAUGGCAAGAGAAGAAGAAAUGAAAUGGCAAUCUGCUUGGUAUACUUAUAGACAAAAAGUUUUAGCAGAAUAUAAUGUAACAAUGUGCUUAAGAGAAUUUAUUAUGUAUAUGGCUUUUGGGUUAUAUUUUGCUUAUUUAUGGUUAGAUGCAUUAAGGCAAUAUCGUCUUGAUAUGAAACUUUUUUACUUAGAAGCACCAGAGCAUAAGAUUAAUUGGGUGAAGCCAAGAGGAGAUUUAGUAUAA
This is a messenger RNA of Plasmodium relictum, 849 nucleotides long. RefSeq names its product conserved Plasmodium protein, unknown function. Lineage: Eukaryota; Apicomplexa; Aconoidasida; Haemosporida; Plasmodiidae. The record is from RefSeq and is a predicted model, not a curated record. The transcript has a single exon. The coding region runs from base 1 to 849 and encodes 282 amino acids.